GGUAGACUAGUGUGAGACCAAGCUAGUGAGCAAUAGGCAAAAUUCAAUUUUCCCAGCGACAAGAGAACAUGUCAUGCUAACGCUAGUGUUCCGCAUUCAGCGUUAACAGUUUACGGUUAUGGCGAGGCGAUGUGGAAUUAUUGUCUUGCGUUGUCUAUGUUUAUUUGGGGGCAUUGCUAAAAUCCUGUAAAUGUAGUUAUAUAGCUUGCUGCAUUUUAGAGAGGCUACUGUAUGUACAGUAACCACGAACUCAUAGGCUAGUUUCAGUAGCCAAUGAUUCAACAACACAGUCUUUCAAAUCAAUGUGCGCUCUAUUAGGCCUAGGACAGCCUGCCUUAAUUGUUAAAUAACAAAAUCAUUGGAGUGUCAUGAAGUGAUGGCCUUGCGUGCGUGUGGAUUCAUUGUGUUUCGUCGGCUGGCACAGUCUUCACCUCUCCCUGACAACAUUGAGUACCUCCUCCUACAGACUUCAUAUGGCAAGCACCACUGGACCCCACCCAAAGGCCACGUGGACCCUGGGGAGGAUGAUCUCACCACCGCUCUGAGGGAGACGCAGGAAGAAGCAGGGCUGCGUGAGGAGCAUCUGCAGGUGGUGGAUGGCUUUCUCCAAGAGCUGUGCUACGAGGUGAGAGGGCGGCCCAAGACGGUUCUGUACUGGCUCGCGGAGCUGAGGGACCCCAAGAUGGCCGUCACGUUGUCGAAGGAGCACCAGGACUACCGCUGGGCCAAGCUGGAGGAGGCCUGCUCCCUGGCCCAGCAUAAAGACCUACAGGACACCCUGAGGGCAGCACAGCAACACCUAGACACAGAGCAAGGGAAACAUUAAGACACUACUACACACAAUGUUGUGCUAGGAAUUGUGAAGAGCAAGCUGCAAAAGCAAGUCUCUAGCUUUAAAAAACGUGUUUGUAACUUCGUCCCCAGGCUAUUGGACACAGAUGCGCGAGACUAGUGUCUGUGGGACUGCACAGCCUUGAUAAUUAAUGGAACAGAAAGUGUGAAUCUAAAGUGAGUUAUAAUUCUUAAUUCUAUGGUGGUAAUUUGGUCUGAGCAAGUCAUUGAACCCCUGUGUCACAUACUUAUACCCCCAAGGAACUGCCACCAAACUAAGGGUCAGAAAAGGAUAACCUCUGUACUUUAUUGACUACCCCUGUGCUUGGGAAUCAGUGGCCAAAUAAUUCAAUAGACACAAUAAGUGUUUUAUGUGUUAACAAUGUGUGAUGACUAAUAACCUUCUUGUCUUGCACUUUAAACAAGAAUAAAAACCAUCCCUUAAAUA
Oncorhynchus mykiss (rainbow trout) is the source of this 1279-nucleotide messenger RNA. The record is from RefSeq and is a predicted model, not a curated record. Lineage: Eukaryota; Metazoa; Chordata; Actinopteri; Salmoniformes; Salmonidae.